AUUGACCCGCUCGCCCGCGAAAGACGCAGUGGUCCUUCUGCUUUCUGCUCUCUGCAGGGGCGAAACCGGCGUCCAAGCUCGGGCUUAUCAGCUUAUCGGAGCCCAAACCCACGCCUCGGCCCCUCCAUCACAGCUUUCGUCGCCCUCCGCUAGGUACCCGAGCUCCUAGAUGUGUCACUGGCUACCUCUAUUGACUCACGACCCUGGCGGUCACGAUUGUGUCCCCCACAUGCAAACUACGACCCUCCACAGCCUCAAACUCGUUCCCUCCGCCAGUGAUGUUUUUUAGCUAACGACAGUUUAUCCCUCGGCCGCAGCACACUCAACUUCUCCUCCACUGUCUUCCGGGGCCGCUCAUCGAACUUUCGUCAGUUGCGAGUGAGCCCGGAAUGCGUCAUCGCCCUCCGCCAUGACUUGCACCCGUGUCUGGAAGAAGGCCUCAAGCUGCGGCCAAUGUCUUCAUCUUACCGAACCUCACCUUACCCGCGGACGGGCCCGCCUGCAAAGCUAUUCCCGAUGCCUGAUUUCUGGAAUUGCUCGCGGAUAUGCUUCCCAAGCGGGCAGCUCAAGCUCCAACUCACCAUCUCGCCUCGGCUCCGGUGCCGCUCGCUACAUGUCGGGAGCAUCUGCUGCCCGCGCCAGAAAACGAGCUCUCGACCGCGACUUCAUCGUCUCCGUCCUGGAAGUCUCGGCAACCAAGCGAGACGCGAAGGGGUAUUUACAAAAGUAUGCGUCCGAGAACCCCAAGUCCCUGGCCGAGGCCCCUAAGUUCGUCCAGGGAGGCGAAGACCAGCAAACAACGUCGGAUGUCCCUCAGCCACUGCAUGUGGCUAUCAUGAAACUCCGAGCCCCGCAAGAGAUCGACUCGGAGACCUUGCGCGGUGUCGGCAAGACACUGUCCCAGUUGCGCAAGCUUGGCCUGUCGAGCGUGGUUGUGGUCGACUGUGGCCUUGAGGAGAGUCGGUUGACUGCUCAAGACCAAGUCUUUCGGCUCUGUGACGCCAUCGACGCUUAUGGGGGACCGGGUACUAGGCUGGUCAAGGACAUGUUUUCUCAACGGGCGCGGGUCUCAGACAGUUCGCCAUCAUUUCUCUCGGACGACAUACAGCUUGAAGGCGGAGCCGUUCUCGAGAAGAUUCUCCAUGAUGGGAAAAUCCCAGUUAUUCCAUCUCUCGUUGCUCGCGAUCUAAUUUACUCGGCCCAGCCCGUGGACUCGAAUAAGAUCGUCCUGGCCCUCACAAGGUACUUUGCUGGAUUGCAGUUCAGUGACCAGACAGAAACAGACGGACGAGAUAUCGAACGAGCCGGGCCCAACACGGUUGCUACGGUAGAGAGAAUUAUCCUGCUCGAUCCAUUGGGGGCUAUCCCGGCUACUGGGCGUCGCGCCUGGCAUCGAUUCAUAAACAUCGAACAGGAGUAUAGCUCCAUUAUGAAGGAGCUCAUGGGCCCGGAUGGAUCUCCUCUCGCAGAGGCAAAUCCUGCCAAGGUCUCUGUGACAGCUCAUGCUGCUAAUUUGAACUUGGCCAAGGAUGCAUUGGCUAUGUUACCAUCUACAUCUUCGGCCCUUAUUACAACUCCGUUUGCUGCAGCGAACACGCAUACCCAUAAUUACGGGUCCUCAACAUCCAUCUCGUCUUUUGGUUUUGGGAACAUGGUCACUACGAGGCGCAAGAAGAAUCCUCUCAUUCACAACCUACUGACGGACAAGCCGGUCUUCUCAUCAUCUUUGCCAGUUCCGCGUGCACACAUGGGCGGCAAACCCCCUGAUUCUGAGCUGAUGAGCGUAUCGACACUUCUUAAGAGAGGAAUGCCUCUGACGAUUUUCCCAGACCCGACCAUCAGCCCAUGGCGUCCACCUGUACCCGGAGGACCCAGGCUGCGGUUGACAGAUAACUGUGUCGACUUGCCGCGACUGGUUCAUCUGAUUGAGGAUUCGUUUGGCCGAAAGCUCGACGUAGAAGACUAUUUGAACCGUGUUAAUGACAACCUAGCGGGAAUUAUCAUAGCUGGAGAGUACGAGGGCGGUGCCAUUCUGACGUGGGAACGCCCUUCAGGUAUGGAUGAGCGGACAGCAUAUGAACAGGGUCGACUUGUGCCGUACUUGGAUAAGUUUGCAGUCCUAAAGAAGAGCCAGGGCAGUGGGGGUGUGGCCGACGUCGUCUUCAACGCCAUGGUCCGAGGCUGUUUCCCCGAUGGAGUGUGCUGGAGGAGCCGGAAAGACAACCCGGUCAACAAGUGGUAUUUCGAGCGAUCCAUCGGAACGGAGAAGCUGACGGGGUGCAACUGGACCAUGUUCUGGACGACCGCAGGAUUGCAUUCUCAUCACCCAAACCUUGUGGACUAUGAAUCUGUCUGUCGAGAAGUGGAACCAUCAUGGGCGGAUAACAAGCACAUAUUGGAUUGAUAUGAACUGAAAAGGGGAACGGGCAGGAAGAAAAAAAAGCAAAGGCGGCCGGGGAAAAGGGAAAAGAAUGAAUGAAUGCUUCAGAAGGGGUUUAUUACGAUGUUAAGGAUUGAUUUACAGCGGGAGUUUUGGCUUGGUGCUCAAAAGUCAAUGCAAUAGACAAACAAUGUUCCAGUGAAGAAUGGAGACGCAUGCCGCGUACUAAGAUCUACACAAUUUUCGUGGUUGGCUAGCAUCCGCGUGCCCACCUGGUAAUCACAGGUAGGGAUUCAUAUUUCGCACUGAUUGUUAGACGGUUUUCACAUCGUGCUCCUCCUUACAAUGCCGUAC
Messenger RNA from Ilyonectria robusta, 2734 nucleotides. RefSeq lists its product as uncharacterized. NCBI's taxonomy places the organism in Eukaryota, Fungi, Ascomycota, Sordariomycetes, Hypocreales, Nectriaceae. Gene Ontology annotation, biological process: L-arginine biosynthetic process. Gene Ontology annotation, cellular component: mitochondrial matrix. The coding region runs from base 410 to 2404 and encodes 664 amino acids. The record is from RefSeq and is a predicted model, not a curated record. The transcript has 2 exons. Gene Ontology annotation, molecular function: arginine binding; L-glutamate N-acetyltransferase activity, acting on acetyl-CoA as donor.